AUGGAUUCAUCAAAAAUGGAUGUGGAUCCGCCAUUGGAGGAGCUGGAGGCCAUCGACACGAAAACCCAACACCGCUACCGAGUAUUCAAAAAAAACUCUCCAUUUCUCUACGACUAUCUUUUCACAAGCUCGCUUUUAUGGCCAUCACUCACGGUUCUGUUCUUCCCAGAUCUCGAACUCCCGUCAAACGACGCCAACACAACCAAUAACGCGAAAAAUGCUCUCAAUUUUGUAACUCAGAGACUCUUGAUAGGAACUUUUACCACCGGCCAGGCAAUUGACGCGAUUGCAAUCGACCUGUUUGCAUACCACAAUUCUCUCAAUCAGAAUAUAAACAUUGAUCAGUGGAAUUACAACCAGGAGAAGCAAGAGUUUGAGCUCACUACUAUACCGAAGACAAAACUCAAUCGUUUGCAGACAAUCUACCAUGAUGGAGACGUCAACAAGCUCGCGUAUAUGCCUCAGAACCCAGAUGUCAUAGCCAGUGUGAACAAUGUGGGCGAUCUUCUGAUCUACAAUCGCACCAAACACUCAACCAUAAAGAAAGCCACAGAUGAACUCAAAGCCAAUGUUCCGGAACUACGACUCGUAGAGCAGAAGGGCGGUUCCUGUGCGGAGAUAUUUGCGGUUGACUGGAAUAAGCAGAAGGAGGGCCUCAUAGUGUCUGGAACGAUGGAUGGACAACUAAACGUGCAUGAUAUACGUGCGGAUUAUGAUAAGAGAGAGAGUGGAUGUAUAAAACCCUUCUGGAACAGAAAUGAUCCGGAGGGUAUCAACGACGUGGAGUGGGUCCCCGACCACGACUCACUUUUUGUAAGCGGAGAUGAGUCAGGGAGGAUAGCAUUCACGGACAUAAGGUUGGAAAACCAUUCUCCAAUUUCUGUGAAAAAGACUGGGAACGCCAUUAACAGUAUCAGCAUAAAUCCACACGAAAGCUUCUGUUUGGCGACAGGCGAUUCGAAUGGCGUCAUAGACUUGUGGGAUCUUCGUAAUCUAAACACCAACAUACGCCAGAUCUCGCGCCAUACAGACUCAAUUACACAGCUCAAAUGGCAUCCCACCUUCAAAAGUGUUCUUGGGUCCUCGUCGGCAGAUCGCCUGGUCAAGUUGUAUAACGUCGCCAACACAACCGAAAGUCUCCUCUUCACACACGAAGGCCAUAUGCUUGGUGUCAACGACUUUGACUGGUCAAAGCACGUAGAUUGGAUGGUCGCCAGCGUUGCUGACGACAACUCAGUUCAUAUCUGGCAGCCUGCAUCACAUUUACUUCCGACAUUCGGCUAA
Messenger RNA from Australozyma saopauloensis, 1284 nucleotides. RefSeq lists its product as uncharacterized. The coding region runs from base 1 to 1284 and encodes 427 amino acids. The record is from RefSeq and is a predicted model, not a curated record. Gene Ontology annotation, cellular component: cytoplasm; Rpd3L complex; nucleus. Gene Ontology annotation, molecular function: nucleosome binding; histone binding. Gene Ontology annotation, biological process: regulation of DNA-templated transcription; chromatin remodeling. Lineage: Eukaryota; Fungi; Ascomycota; Pichiomycetes; Serinales; Metschnikowiaceae. The transcript has a single exon.